Rana temporaria (common frog) is the source of this 2153-nucleotide messenger RNA. RefSeq names its product vasohibin 2 (gene VASH2). Gene Ontology annotation, cellular component: cytoplasm. Lineage: Eukaryota; Metazoa; Chordata; Amphibia; Anura; Ranidae. The transcript is spliced from 8 exons. The coding region runs from base 278 to 1411 and encodes 377 amino acids. Gene Ontology annotation, biological process: regulation of angiogenesis. The record is from RefSeq and is a predicted model, not a curated record.
UUGUUCCGGCCAAUGGCAAGCGGCGGAGCGUCCCUGGCAGCCGGGUGACAGUGUCACAAUGUAACAAGCUGGCUGGGAAGCGUUCUAGUGUAACCGGCUGCCGCUGGGAGAUGGCCGGACGCCGCUCUCCGGGGACUGCAGGUCUAUGAAGCUGGCCGGCGUCCCUUUGCCUUCCCUCUGUGCUCCGGCUGGGUUGUAGGUGGAUAAGAUGGACGUUCUGUAUCCUGGGAUGUAUUGAACUGGUUGGUCCUCGGUGACUGGGACACAUUUUGCCAAUAUGACCGGGUCCAGUUCCAGCUUCCUUCGUGCUCACAGCAAGCACUGCCACACGCACCACCAGAACGCUGGCACAAAGACUGCAAAGCCCGCUCGGUCUCGGAGCCUCCAUGAUCGGCCUUUGGCUGCCUCCCUUACUCCUGCCCCGGCCAGCGCCUCGGGCAACAGCUCAGGGGGCUACUCUGAGGAAGAGGACAAGGAGCCCGGGAGUUUGUUUUAUGUCAACAAAAGUGGCUUCCCCAUCGACGGUCAAACCUGGGAGCGGAUGUGGACUCAUGUGGCCAAAAUCCAUCCUGAAGGCAAAGACAUGGUUGACAAAAUACGAAACGCAAGCCUGCUUCCCAAGCCUGCUGUACCAUGCGUGCCAAACUACAAGGCGUCGAUGACCAUCCCAGACUGGCUGCAAGCAGUACAGAAAUACAUGAAGACAUUGCAAUAUAACCACACUGGAACUCAGUUCUUUGAAAUUAGGAAGACCAGACCGCUAAGUGGGUUAAUGGAGACGGCCCGUGAAAUGACCAGAGAAUCCUUACCUAUUAAGUGUCUGGAAGCCGUUAUUCUUGGAAUAUAUCUGACGAAUGGACAUGCGAGUGUGGAGCGGUUCCCCAUCAGCUUUAAAACUCAGUUCUCAGGGAACUAUUUUCACCACGUCGUGCUGGGCAUUCACUGCAAUGGGCGCUACGGCACGCUGGGCAUGAGCCGGAGAUCGGACCUCAUGGACAAACCUUUGACCUUUCGGACUCUAAGUGAGCUCAUUUUUGAAUUUGAGGACUCUUACAAAAAGUAUUCCCACACGGUGAAGAAGGUGAAGAUUGGGUUGUAUGUUCCCCAUGACCCCCACACUUUCCAGCCAAUUGAAUGGAAGUAUCUUGUCAUCAACAUGGGCAAGAUGGUAAGAGCGGACGUCAAGAAAGAGCUGGAGAAGCACGCCCGGGACAUGAGAAUGAAGAUUCUGAAGUCCUCCAGUGUUCAGUCUCCUGUGAAGGAGAGAAGAGGAAAGUCGGUGUCCCCUCCCAGAGUUCGCAUCAGUCCCCAGCGGAGAGUCUGCAGGAGAGACAAGUCGCCGGCGAUAACAGACAAGAAACCAGCGGACCUCAGCACUCUGAACGAAGUCGGAUACCAAAUUCGUAUUUAACAAGGAAGUGACACAAGAAUCCCUGGUGCUUCCCUUUGCACUUUACCCCAUUCACCCCUGUUUUUUUUUUUUUUUUUUUUCUAAACAUCUGUGACUAUUUAUUAAGUUUUUAUUUAUGCUUUUAAUUGAAAGAUUUCCAUUUUUACACUUUUUUUGUUUUUUCAUUUUAAAUAUCAAUUUUGCAAGCUUUGGAGAAACCCCACGGCCAUGCUGAACACAGUUCUUGGAUGUACUCAGUACCGUAAUUCAUAUCUCUUCCCCCUUCCUCCAGAAUUGACACUAUUGGGUACUUGCGUCCCUUCUCCAGGGAUACAGCAUUGUGUAUUGAAUACUAUGAAGUAUUGAAGUGAGCUUUGUCUGUAACCAGUGUGAGGAGGAGACCAGAUCCAACAGCGAUACCUUUUCUUCAGCUUAAGCUUUACAGCCUUCUGCCGCGUUCCCGCCCCGUGGAAUACAAGAUGGCUGCCUUUGAACUGUACGUUAUCUGUCGUGUAUGGCAAAACUUUCAUGGCAGUUUCAGCACCACAAUCAUUUUUAGACCAUUUGAAAUCGGACUGUACCGACUUUUACUGUUUUAUCAAUACAAAAGCAUUAUGUAAGUUUUAUACAAAAUGUGUCUGAAAGCAGCAAUUCAUAGAGGAAGUGAGUAUGAUAAUAUAACAAAUGGUGAUAAUUCCAGGUGACAAUAUUGCAACACCAGCACAAACCUCUUUCAGCUUAAAAAUGAUUUUUUUUAAACUUC